AUGUGGUGGACAUUAGCCUUUCGUUACAACUUUUUCCGCCUCUUCCCCACUCACUACGAACUUCCACUAACAAUGGUUGUUGGGGCAACUGUGGCUGGAAUGACUUCAGAAGGUGGUGGGGCUGUUGCAUUUCCGGUUAUGACACUUUUGUUGCAUAUUGAAACUGAAGUUGCGAGGGAUUUUUCUUUAAUGGUUCAGUCUUGUGGAAUGACUUCUGCUGCGUUCACAAUACUUUGGAUGAGAAUAAAAUUGGAAUGGCACGCAAUAAUUCUAUGUACAAUUGGUUCAACUGCUGGAAUUAUAUUUGGAUUGGAAUGGGUUGAUUAUUUAUUGACUGGUUCGGAAAAGAAAAUGUUAUUUGUCAGUAUUUGGUUUUCUUUUGCAAUUUCUCUAUACGUUUUAAACACCCAAAAGAAGAGAAGAACACAUUCUGGUAUUGUAAAAUUUAAUUGGUGGAAGGCUUUAAUUCUUUUUGUUGCUGGAUUUAUUGGAGGACUUUGCAGCGCUUUUGCAGGCUCUGGUGUUGAUAUUUGUGCAUUUUCUGUUUUAACACUUUUGUUCAGGCUUAGCGAAAAAGUAGCUACUCCAACAUCGGCAAAUACUUGUGUUGGAUUUUUCUGGAGGCAUUUAAUUAUGUCUGAGGUGUCUACUCUUGCAUGGAAUUAUUUCACUUGUUCAGGUUUACUCUUUAAAUCAAAAAAUAAUUUUUUUAAUUUUCUAGUCCCUGUAGUUGUUUUAUUCGCCCCGUUAGGCUCUCUAUUAGCCUCUCAUUUUCAUCGUUUGGUUCUAGCUUCAUUUGUUUAUGUAUUGGAAGGACUUGCUUUGCUUGGAUUUUUGGCUACUGGUCCAGAAUGGAGAUUAAUUGGAAUUGGAAGUGUUAUUAUUUUUUGCAGGUUUUUUUUUUAA
Meloidogyne enterolobii is the source of this 906-nucleotide messenger RNA. NCBI's taxonomy places the organism in Eukaryota, Metazoa, Nematoda, Chromadorea, Rhabditida, Meloidogynidae. The record is from the annotation of a GenBank genome assembly.